This is a messenger RNA of Prorocentrum cordatum, 1069 nucleotides long. The record is from the annotation of a GenBank genome assembly. Lineage: Eukaryota; Dinophyceae; Prorocentrales; Prorocentraceae.
GUGCUACCGCAGCCCGUGGAAGGACGCCGUCAAGCACUGGGGCCAGCGCGUGGCGGCCUCUCGCCGGGCCGCCGCGGGACACGACCCCGGCGACCGGUUCCUGGAGCGCAAGACCGUCGGGAAGGGGACUCUGGUCAACUACGAGACGUGCUCGUCGGACUUCGUCCGCUGGGCCAGCCAACAAGCCCCACCCCGGGCACUGGCCCCGCUCGAGCAGCUGGACGCCAGCCUCUCCGCGUACUUUGACUUUCUCUUCUUCGACGGCUGUGAGCCGUGGGCUGGUCGGCACACCUUGUUCGGCUACGCCCGCCUGCAUGGCAUCGUUGCGCCCUCGCGCAACCUGCCACAUGCUGUGAAAGCUCUGGUGGGCUGGGUGAAAGCCUGCCCAGAGCUCAGCCGUGACCCGUGCCCUUGGGAGGUGUUCGCCGCGAUCGCCGACCACUGGCUCGAGCUGGGCACGACCGAGUCCAUCCUUGCCGCCGCCUGCGGCGCCUUGCAGUUCGACACCUACCUUCGCCCAGCGGCCGCGGUCAGCCUGUCCCUCGAGCACGUGGUGUUGCCCUCAGGUAGGGCUGGCGACCGCUAUGACAAGGUGGCGCUGAUCGUUGCCCCUUCGAGUGGCCCAGCGCCUCGGCCCAACAAGAAUCAGCAGUUUGACGACACCGUGAUGGUUGGGUCUAUCGACCCAUCUCGUGGUUGGCUUCGGCAACUUGUUCGACAGCUCGUUGCCAGAGCCCGUGCACGUCGUACUCAGCGCCUGUUCAACGAGCUCCAGCUGUCCUCCUACGAGCGCCUGUUCCGCGAGGCCAGCCACCGACUAGGGCUGGCAGCGCUGAAGGUGUCGCCGCACACGCUGCGACACGGUGGCCCGUCUCUCGACUACUUGAACGGCCUUGCCACGCCCCCUGUGCUGAAGAAGCGCGGGGGCUGGUUCAGCGACCGCUCCGUGGCAAGGUACGGCAAGGAGGGGCGACUCUUGAGGCAGAUCAGCCGCCUUUCGCCUGCACAGCAGCAGCAGUUCAAGCGUGCCGCCAGCCGCCUCAGACAGAAGCUGCUCUGCGCCACGGGA